Leptosia nina is the source of this 435-nucleotide messenger RNA. Lineage: Eukaryota; Metazoa; Arthropoda; Insecta; Lepidoptera; Pieridae. The record is from the annotation of a GenBank genome assembly.
AUGAAGACGUGCGGCCGCGCGGCGUUUUGCUGGGCCCUGCUGUGCCUCGCUGGCAGCCUGGCCGCGCCGCGCCGCCUCUACUGCGAGCGGGCGGACGUCGCGUGGCGCGCCUACCGGGCCCCGGCGGCCUUCGAGGCCCGCGUGCAGUCCCUCGCCAGAGACGCCGCCACGGUGCAGGUGCGCCGCGUCCUCCGCCGCCAGGGCCGCUGGCCCAGGGAGGACGCCAUCAUCCGGCUCAAAUUGCCCCAGGACUCGCUGGAGUGCUCUGGUCGUUUCGAAGUGCCCCUACAAAAUCGAAGGAACUAUAUCGUGUUCGCGGAGAGGAGAGGCCACGCCGCCGUGGCCCUGGGUCCGCCCUUGAGACGGACCGCCAAGUUGAUGCGGAGGGUCCGCGCCGUCUACAAGCCCGGCUACAGUGAGUGUCUAGUGUCAUAA